Messenger RNA from Dovyalis caffra, 1875 nucleotides. The record is from the annotation of a GenBank genome assembly. NCBI's taxonomy places the organism in Eukaryota, Viridiplantae, Streptophyta, Magnoliopsida, Malpighiales, Salicaceae.
AUGGCACAAAAUCUGAAACUAAAAGUUCUAACAUUGAUAACAAAAAUGUCAGACAGAGACACGUACACGAUAGCGUCAACGGAGUUAGAGAAAAUCGCAGAGUCCUUGGAUAACACGAAACUUUCUACUUUCCUCUCUUGCAUUCUCUCCACCGACGCUACCGACAAGCCGUUAGUACGCAAACACUGCCUUCACCUUCUCUCCACUCUAUCUCUUCUCUAUUCUAAUUCUCUCUCUAACUCUCUCCCUAAAAUCCUCUCUUACAUUACUCGCCGUCUCCGUGACCCUGACUCCUCCGUCAUCCGCUCACAGUGUUUGGCAGCAAUAACCUCACUCGCUUCCAAAAUCACAAAACUGCCAUUCUCCGCUGCGUUUUUAAAGCAGUUGAGUGAACCGGUGUUUACGGAGCAGGAAUUGAAUGCGCAGAUUGGAUCCGCUUUGUGCUUGGCUGCCGCGAUCGAUGCGGCGCCGGAUCCAGAACCGGGGAGGCUAGGGAAAGUGUUGGUGCCGAAAUUGGAGCGGUUGGUGAAGAGCGAGGGGUAUAAAGCGAAGUUUGCAGUAUUGGUUGUUGUAGGGAGUGUGAUUGGUGUUGGUGGAAUGAGAGGGAAUGGAGGAGGGAUUGGAGGUUUGGUUAAGUGUUUGGUUGGGUUUUUGAGUAGUGAGGAUUGGAAUUCUAGGAAAGCUGCAGCUGAGGCGUUGAGGAAGUUGGCUGUUGUGGAGAGGGAUGGUGUUGCUGAGUUUAAGAGUGAGUGCUUGAAAGUUUUCGAGAAUCGGAGAUUCGAUAAGGUGAAGGCUGCAAGGGAAGUGAUGAAUGAGACAAUAGAGGCAUGGAAGCAGGUGCCGGAUGUUUCGGAGGAGGCAUCUCCGCCUCCUCGAUCACUGGCUUCUUCGAGAGAAGAUGCGAGUGAUGAGCGUCACCAGUCUGGAUCCAAAAACUUUUGUGCUGCUGGUUCUGAAGCCUCUCAAAUGAGGAAAAAAUCCAUUUUGGCUUUCAGGACUAGUCCACCUGACAGUUCAUUAGCAGCCACAGUUAGGAAGAGGGGUCCUUCAAAGAGUGCUGAGAAGAAAACAAGUCCAGCAAUGUACGGGAAAGUGGACCAGAAGAAGCUUGUGGAUUGGAAAGUUGAAAUUUCAGUUCCUAAUAACAUUUCUGCAACUGCAGCUGGGGAAAAUGAUCGUAAGGAGAAAAAUGCUAACCUUCCAGAAAGAAGGUGUGCAAAGCCAGAAACAAAACGAUCCCUUUUCAGUAAAAACUCUGAUGACAAGACGCUUAAAUUUGGUGGUUUCAAGUCUGGAUCUCGUGUGGCUCCCUGUCAUGAGGAGAGCCCUCGGUCUACUGUUGUAGCUAGCAGUGGGACAGAGAAUCACCAUAGCAACCACAACGGGUGUGAGGAUUUAUCUUUAAUCCGCAACCAGCUGGUUCAGAUUGAAAGACAGCAAUCCAGCCUACUAGAUCUCCUGCAGAGUUUCAUUGGGAGCUCGCAAAAUGGGAUGUGUUCCCUCGAGACGCGUGUGCAUGGCCUAGAGUUGGCGCUGGAUGAGAUAUCGUAUGAUUUAGCUGUAUCAAGUGGAAGGAUGACUAAUACAGAUUCCAACAGAACCACAUGUUGUUUACUACCUGGUGCAGAGUUUUUGAGCUCCAAGUUCUGGAAGAAAACAGAAGGCAAUUAUUCAAACUCAAGGAUUUCUUCAUCAAGGGGUACACCUCUAUCUGCUGCUGUGCACCACAGAGCUGAUAGGAAUGCCCAUUCUGAAACAAUAAAUCUGGGGAACCAAAGAUUACGGCUUCAGGGUGGUGGUGGUGGCUUCAUUGUGAAUCCCCUGGCAGAGAUUCCUGGUGGGUCACGGGUGAACUCAGAGGUGACACAGCACUAG